This is a messenger RNA of Capsicum annuum, 1297 nucleotides long. RefSeq names its product dynamin-related protein 3A. The record is from RefSeq and is a predicted model, not a curated record. Gene Ontology annotation, cellular component: membrane; microtubule; cytoplasm. NCBI's taxonomy places the organism in Eukaryota, Viridiplantae, Streptophyta, Magnoliopsida, Solanales, Solanaceae. Gene Ontology annotation, molecular function: GTPase activity; microtubule binding; GTP binding.
AACAACUCACAAUUUCUAAAUUUGUCUACCCAACCUACCGUUUGCCUACCAAGCUCAACCUAUCAUGGCGCUAUCCAAUCAAGGACAUCAACGAAUCAAAACAACAAUAUUCACUUUAUCAACUUUUAAUUUUCGUCCCACUUAUUUUUAAUUGAUUUUAAAUCAUUCAAUUCAAAUAAUUAAUACAAUGAUUCAAACGUAUCAAAAUCAAUGAAAAUAAAUUUACCACACAAAGUAUCACACAAAUAAAAAUUAAUCAAGAAUGAGAUGAAAAAUGAACCUGCUUUUAUUUAAGUAUUGCGCAAUUAGAUGAGAUGGAGUCCGCACCCAAACCUCAGAUUGAACCUCAAUAUGAACAAAACCAACCUCGAUAUACCUUUUUGCUCUAUUUUUCGUCAACACGAACCAGUAAUUACGGAAAGAGACGAAACCGGUGCUGCUUAUGCAAUCUGGUCACCAAUUUUAUGGUUUUUCGGUGGGGUUUCAUCGAAACUGACUCAACAAUUGAAAACCAGAGGUGACGGAAACGGGUUCGCCGAUCCUUGCUGAUGUGAUAUUCGAAGAGAAACUCAUCAGAAUUGACAGAAAAUAGUUUGUCUUGGUCGUUGCUGGAUCGCGGGCGAGAUCUAGUCAUCGGAAUGGGCUCGACUGUCUCUUUUCCUCACUCGCCGCUCCACUCUCUCUCAAGCUCCCUCUCUUUUUGCUCAAUCUCUCCCUCUCUUGAUCGGAUGUGUGUGUAUCCUAUUCUACUUUGAUGAUCUCCACCCAGUACAGUUUCCAUCAGUUGGAAUUGCUCAAAUCAACUGGAAGGAAUGAGAAAUCAAUUUGAUCGAUAAGGCAUAGAUGACAAAGGUUUAAAUUCCAAGCCCUUCAUCCACAAUGAAGGGGAUGACGAAGAUGGAGGCCAACGAGGAUCUUACCUUGAAAAUUGUAGAGAAGGCUAUGGUACGGGCAUGUUCUAAUAUCAUCAACAAGGAAUAAGAUAAGUUUUCAACAAAUUUAAGUGAUGAGCAGAAAUAACAAGAUGGAAAGGAGAAGAAAAAAAUGAGUAAAUUCUGUCCUCGAAGGAAAGGAGAUGGAGAUGGAGAUGGAUUACAUAAAUACUUCACAUCCAAAUUUUAUUGGUGGGACUAAAGCUCAUGAGAUGGCAUUACAACAGGUCAAGUCAUCUAGGAUUGCUGCACCUAAUCCGAGGCAGAAAGAUGGCGUAGAUUUAGAAAAGGCACCGACCUCUGAAAAGAGUCUAAAAUCACGUGCCAUCCUUGCCAGAUCGGUCAGUGGUUUAGUCCCUGAUCAG